Molecule: messenger RNA, 528 nt
Organism: Colossoma macropomum (tambaqui)
Lineage: Eukaryota; Metazoa; Chordata; Actinopteri; Characiformes; Serrasalmidae
Gene: rpl31
Product: ribosomal protein L31
Exons: 5
Coding region: 111-488 (125 amino acids)
Biological process (GO): cytoplasmic translation
Cellular component (GO): ribosome; cytosolic large ribosomal subunit
Molecular function (GO): structural constituent of ribosome
Source: RefSeq, a predicted model, not a curated record
GAGCUGAUAAAGAGAAAUAAAUCAGCGUCUCCACAGUGUAACGACCCGGAUGUCGUGUUUGUAUUACCCAGAGUGCGGUGCACCUUCCUUUCCGACGCUCGUCCUGCACAAUGGCACCACUUAAGAAAGGAGGAGAGAAAAAGAAGGGGCGCUCUGCCAUCAACGAGGUGGUGACCAGGGAGUACACCAUCAACAUCCACAAACGCAUCCAUGGCAUCUCUUUCAAGAAGAGAGCACCUCGCGCCAUUAAAGAAAUCCGCAAGUUUGCCGUGAAGGAGAUGGGCACCCCUGACGUCCGCAUCGAUACACGUCUGAACAAGGCAGUGUGGGCCAAAGGAGUCAGGAACGUCCCGUACCGCAUGCGUGUGCGUCUCUCCAGGAAACGCAAUGAAGACGAAGAUUCCCCCAACAAACUGUACACCCUCGUCACAUACGUUCCCGUCACCACAUACAAAGGUCUCCAGACCGUCAAUGUGGAUGAAAACUAAUGUUCUUUUCAUGGAUGUUGGAAUAAAUUUAUAAAAGGAU